Molecule: messenger RNA, 3107 nt
Organism: Trametes versicolor FP-101664 SS1
Lineage: Eukaryota; Fungi; Basidiomycota; Agaricomycetes; Polyporales; Polyporaceae
Exons: 19
Coding region: 1-3051 (1016 amino acids)
Biological process (GO): carbohydrate metabolic process
Cellular component (GO): vacuole
Molecular function (GO): beta-galactosidase activity
Source: RefSeq, a predicted model, not a curated record
AUGCAACUCAAUCGGCGUACUCUGUGCGCAUUGCACGCCCUAUUCGCGUUCGCACUCGUCUUCUUGACCUCCGCGAACGCUGCGGACCCACCCCGCAAGUCGAACGGACUCACAGAAGUUGUGCAAUGGGACAACUAUACGCUUUUUCUGCAUGACCAGCGGAUGUUUCUCUAUUCCGGAGAGUUCCAUACAUUCCGCCUGCCCGUUCCCGAUCUCUGGCUCGACAUCUUUCAAAAGAUGGUCGCCGCUGGUUUGAACGCUGUUAGCAUCUACAUUCACUGGGGACUGACAAACCCGGCACCGGGAGAAUUCAACUUCGACGACUGGCGUGCCCUGCAACCUAUUUUCGAUGCCGCUAAGCUUGCCGGCAUCUUUGUCGUCCUACGACCUGGUCCUUACAUCAACGCAGAGACGACUGCGGGAGGUCUUGCCCUCUGGUCAACAAGCCUGGUCGAAGGGGACGUGCGCUCGAACAGCACGACCUGGAAUGCCGCCUACCAACCCUACGCCUCUCAGAUCAUCCAACUCGCCAAGCCAAACCAAGUGACUGAAGGCGGGCCUAUGCUACUCCUACAGAUUGACAACGAGUAUUCGCAGACACCGAUCGGUAAUGCAGAGUACUUCGCUGACCUCGAGGAGCAAUAUCGUUCCAACGGUAUCGUCGUUCCCUUGACGUACAACGACCCCGGCGAAAAGCAACAGUUCGUCAACGGUACUGGGGCGCCCGACCUCUACGGGCUCGACUACUACCCGAACCACUUCAAUUGCACUAACGGAUCCAUGUGGAACGCCGUCCCGACGGAGUUCCACCAGUAUCACCUCGACACGGGUCCGGACAGACCGUUCUACAUGCCCGAGUUCCAGGGCGGGUCACACGACUACUGGGGUGGUCCGGGAUAUGAGCGCUGCCGCGCGCGGAUCGGUCCCGACUUCGAGGACGUGUUCUACAAGAACAACUGGGCAAGCAACGUGAAGAUGCAUUCUGUCUACAUGUUUUAUGGAGGAACUAACUGGGGAGGCAUUGCAUAUCCCGGUGCAUAUACGAGCUACGACUAUUCCGGCGCCAUCAAAGAGACGCGACUGCUCUGGGAGAAGCACGACGAGAUGAAGCGCCAGGGCCUCUUCCUCCGCUCCUCGCCUUCGUUCCGGAAGACCAACUGGAUAGGAGACACCAACAGCGGUAUUCCCGAAGUGUCCAUCUCCGGGCAUGAUGCAGCCAAAGCGUUUGCGACCCACCUGCGGAACCCAGACACCGGGACAGGCUUCACUAUCGUGCGCCAGCUAGACGGGGCGUCCACUGAUACGAUAUCUUUCAAAUUGACUGUCCCCGCGUCCCAGGGAUCGCUCACCGUCCCGCAACAUGCGGACUCCAUCACCCUCAAAGGCCGCCAGAGCAGAGUCAUCCUCACCGACUACACCUUCGGCGCAUUCGGCUCCGUCCUGUACUCCACCGCCUCCGUCUUCUUCGCAGGCACGAUCGGCUCGCGCGACGUGCUCUUCAUCUACGGCGACGCCGACCAAGCACACGAACUCGCACUCGCCUUCACCGGGCACGGCACACGCAUUCAGUCUUCACGCGUGCAAUACACCUCCGCCUCCGGCGCCUUCAUCGCCGUCUCUAUCCACGCCCAGCCUGGCUCCAAGGAGUUACUGACGCUCUGGGACUCGCCCACGCAGCUCGUCCUGUUCGCCGACCCCGUCACGGUCGCGACGUUCUGGGCGCCCGCGGUCCGCGCACCGACCCAUGAGACGAUUGCUGGAUUGGAGACAUUCUGGCAGUUCGGCACGAACACGACGGUGCUCGUCGGCGGGCCAUACCUCGUGCGCAACGCGAGUCUCGCGAACGGCGGACGCACGCUCGCGCUGCAUGGGGAUCUGAAUGCGAGCGUACCGCUCACGGUGAUCGCGCCCGAGGGCGUGCGUGCGGUGUCGUGGAACGGGAAGCAGGUUCGGGUUCAGGGCGCGAGCAGCGGUGUGCUCGAAGGCAAGUUGGAAGUGAGCUCGAAGAUCAGGGAGGUCGAGGUGCCCAAGCUGCAGGGGUGGAAGUUCGCGGACAGCCUGCCAGAGGUGAAGGACGGAUUUGACGAUAGCAGCUGGAUCGUCGCGGACCAUACGUCGACGAAUAUCACCAUUCCACCAGCGUUCGGAGAUGGCAGGGUUCUAUAUGGAUGCGACUAUGGCUUCUGCGAAAACAGCAUCUUCUGGCGCGGACACUUCAACGCGACCGGAUCUGAGACGGGCGCGAACCUCACCAUCAACGGCGGCACGGCAUUCGCUGCCUCAGUUUGGCUCAACGGCGUCUUCCUACAAACCGUCUCGGACAUCUCCGCCGUCGGCGAGGCGAACGCGUUCUUCGCUUUCCCGCAGUCCGCACUCAAGGCUGGUCAAGACAACGUGCUGACGGUAUUGCAAGACCACAUGGGCAACGACGAGGGCCAGAACCAGAAGUCGGACCGCGGAAUACGCGGGUUCGAACUCGUGGGCGGCGUCGGGAAAUUCUCGACCUGGAAAGUGCAGGGCAAACUCGGCGGCUACACCAACUUCCCCGACAAAGUCCGUGGCGUACUCAAUGAAGGCGGUCUCUUCGCCGAACGCGACGGAUGGCACCUACCAGGCUUCCCGACGAAUUCAUCCACGGCGAACUUCACCUCACGCGACCUGUCGGCGGGCCUGCCAUCUGGGGGUGCCGGUGUCGGGUUCUUCACGACCACGGUCACAUUGGACGUCCCGCAAGGCCUCGACGCUGCGUUCAGCUUUGAGUUCGACGGCGGCGCACAGCACACCGGGGCGCCGUACCGCGCACUCCUGUUCGUUAAUGGAUGGAAGUUCGGCAAGCGCGUCGGAAAUAUCGGGCCACAAGCACGUUUCCCCGUUCCGCCUGGGAUACUCGACCACCAUGGGUCCAACACCAUUGGUGUUGCGCUGUGGGUCAUGGAAGACACGCCGGUAUCGCCGACUCUGGAUCUCGUUCUUGAGGGCGCUCUGGAGGGUGGCGUAGGUCCCAUCGCUCAGAACAAUCCUGUCUGGACCGCCCGUGUGCAUGCUGCUUGAGAUGAGAGAGCGAAGGCUGAAUAUCUCAUAAAAUCGAAGCAGAGCCAUGCAUACAA